Molecule: messenger RNA, 6860 nt
Organism: Danio aesculapii
Lineage: Eukaryota; Metazoa; Chordata; Actinopteri; Cypriniformes; Danionidae
Gene: txnrd2.2
Product: thioredoxin reductase 2, tandem duplicate 2
Exons: 17
Coding region: 203-1750 (515 amino acids)
Biological process (GO): glutathione metabolic process; cell redox homeostasis; cellular response to oxidative stress
Cellular component (GO): mitochondrion; cytosol
Molecular function (GO): thioredoxin-disulfide reductase (NADPH) activity; glutathione-disulfide reductase (NADPH) activity; flavin adenine dinucleotide binding
Source: RefSeq, a predicted model, not a curated record
CAGUAAGCCGAGGAGAACAAGUUUAACGCUUUUUAAGGAGCUUUUCAUUCUGUAUUCAUGAUUGUAGCUGGCAAACAUGCUAACCCAACUGUUACACUCAGUCAUAACAGAUAGGACGUAAUAAAACUGGAUGGUAAAACGUUCAGCCAGGCUUCUUUUGGGGCACCUAUAACCCUGACAGGGGUCUUAUCUUGUCGACAGUAUGGCUGCCUUCAGUAGAGGCAGGCAGAGGAUGAAAACUCUCUGCUGUUUCAGGACUUUAAUACUUUCAAGAAACUUUACAGCAGGUAAAUUUGACUAUGAUUUGGUGGUUAUUGGUGGAGGCUCUGGAGGGUUGGCAUGUUCAAAAGAAGCGGCCCAGUUAGGACAGAAAGUUGCCGUCUUGGACUAUGUUGAACCUUCACUUAAAGGCACAAAGUGGGGUCUCGGUGGCACGUGUGUGAAUGUCGGCUGUAUUCCAAAGAAGCUUAUGCAUCAGGCGGCACUGCUUGGCACUGCUGUCAAAGAUGCUAGGAAGUAUGGCUGGCAAAUCCCAGAAACCCUGUCACAUGACUGGCCAACAAUGGCUGAGGCUGUCCAGAACCAUGUUAGGUCUCUAAACUGGGGUCACAGAGUUCAACUACAAGACAAGAAGGUGAAAUAUUUGAAUAUGAAGGGCAGCCUGCUGGAUAAACACACUGUCAGAGCUGUAAAUGCCCAAGGGAAGGAGAUUACAGUUACAGCCAGAAACAUUCUGUUAGCUACUGGUGGACGGCCAAAGUACCCUACACAUGUCCCAGGUGCCGUGGAGUUCGGGAUCACAAGUGAUGAUGUUUUCUGGCUCAAACAGUCUCCUAAAAAAACGUUGGUCGUUGGUGCAAGUUAUGUAUCGCUGGAGUGUGCUGGUUUUCUUACAGGCAUUGGGCUGGACACCAGUGUGAUGGUGCGCAGUAUCGCCCUCCGCGGGUUUGAUCAGCAAAUGUCUGGUUUAGUCACAGACUACAUGGAGGCGUAUGGCACCAAGUUCUACUGGAAGUGCACACCGAAAAGUGUAGAAAAGCUCCCGUCUGGCCUCCUUCAAGUCACAUGGAUGGAUCUAAACACUAAAGAGGAACAUCGAGACACAUUCAACUCAGUACUUUGGGCUGUAGGCAGAGCCCCUGAAACCAAGACUCUUAAUUUGGAGAAGGUUGGCGUGGAGAUCAGCAAAGAAACGGGGAAGAUUAUCGUGGCUGCUGAUGAAGCCACGUCUGUGCCGAAUAUUUUUGCUAUUGGAGACAUCGGUGAGGGUCGUCCUGAGUUGACCCCCACCGCCAUUAAGGCUGGAAAACUUCUGGCCCACAGACUGGCUGGUCGUUCCACUGAGCUCAUGAAUUACGAGAAUGUAGCUACUACAGUGUUUACACCACUAGAAUAUGGCUGUGUAGGUCUGUCUGAAGAAGAGGCAGAAAGGAGAUAUGGAAAAGACCAGACUGAGGUGUACCAUGCUUUCUACAAGCCACUGGAGUUCACUGUGGCUGAGAGAGAUGCCACUCAGUGCUAUAUAAAGGUGGUUUGUCUACGAGAAGGUGAUCGGCGUGUGCUGGGUCUGCAUUUUACCGGGCCAAAUGCUGGUGAAGUCACACAGGGCUUUGCUUUGGGCUUCCAGUGUGGACUUACCUACGAACACCUCAGGAACACAGUUGGGAUACACCCCACCUGUGCUGAAGAGCUCACCAAACUCAACAUCACUAAACGUUCUGGUCUUGACGCUACGGUGACAGGCUGCUGAGGUUAAGCAUCCCCUUUCCUGAUAUCACAAGCACACGGGAACCUGUUCAGAGGGUUGGGAUAAUGUGAGUUAUGGAGGAAGCGACUCCUAAAAACACAGCAGGUUAUGGCAGGUGGUUUAAAAGUUUAGUUUAAUGUACAAUUUAAGUUCUAAAUAAAUUUACUCGCAAAACAUCUUUGGAACAAGAAUUAUGAUAUUUUAGUCAAAUUACUGAAAUUUCUGUCUUUAGUUUAAAGUUUGUUUACUCCAAAUUUUAUAAAUAAUAAAAUAAUUUGCACAAUUUGAGAGAGUUAACCCAGACAAAAUCACUUUUUACAAGGAACAGAUUUAAUUUAGGCUUUCAUUUGCAUAUAAAAAUUGAUCAGCAAAGAUAAAAUGCAGAUAAAUAAACCUCAUUGGUUCCUGUAGAACUGCAAAAUGACCAAAUCUUAAUCUUCUAAAUAAAAAUGAGGAUAUUUUAGUCAAAUUACAUUAAAAUAAAGUCUGUUCACUGCAGAAAUGUGUAAAGAAAUGCUAAAAUUAAUGGACGUGAUUUGAGCAGUUCAGUCCAAGUCUUUUGAAGAGACAAAAUCACUUUAUACAAUGAACAGAUUUAAUUUGAAUAUUAGACUUAUGUAAAUGUUUCAUUUUAUUUGCUUAUCUAUAUUGAUCAGCAAAUAUAAAAGGCAAAAAAUAAACCUCAUUGGUUCCUGUGGAAACGCAAACAUGACCAAAUGUAAAUGUUCCAAAUAAAAAUGAGGAUAUUUUAGUCAAAUUACAUAAAAUUUAAGUCUGUUCACCCCAAAACUGCAUAAAGAAAUUAUCAAAUAAAUGUACAUGAUUUGAGUGGUUUAAUCCAAGUCUUUUGAAGAGACAAACUCGCUUUAUAUAAUCAACAGAUUUAAUUUAAAGAUCAGAUUUAUGUAAAUAUUUCAUUUUAUUUGCUUAUAAUCAUUGAUCAGCAAACAUAAAACGCAAAUAAAUAAACCCCAUUGGAUCUUGUGGAAACGCAAACAUGACCAAAUCUAAAUCUUCUAAAUAAAAUGAUGAUGUUUUAGCCAAAUUGCAUUGAAUUAAAGUCUGUUCACCCCAGAAAUGUGUAAAGAAAUAAACGUACAUGAUUUGAGUGGUUUAAUCCAAGUCUUUUGAAGAAACAAAAUCACUAUAUAAGGAACAAAUUUAAUUUAAAGGUCAGAUUUAUGUUAAUAUUUUAUUUUAUUUGCUCAUAGACAUUAAUCAGCAAAUAUAAAAUGCAAAUAAAUAAACCUCAUUGGUUCCUGUGGAAACGCAAACAUGACCAAAUCUAAACGUUCUAAAUAAUAAUGCUGAUAUUUUAGUAAAACUACAUUAAAGUCUGUUCACCCCAAAAAUGUGUAAAGAAAUAAAUGUACAUGAUUUGAGUGGUGUAAUCCAAGUCUUCUGAGGAAACAAAAUGACUUUAUAAUGAACAGAUUUCAUAAAAAAAAAAAUCAGAUUUAUGUAAAUAUUUUAUUUUUACAUAAAUAUAAAAUGCGAAUAAAUAAACCUCAUUGGUUCCUGUGGAAACUCAAACCUGCCUCAUGACAGUUAAGAAUGCAGAUUAAUUCUCAAGCAUAAAGCUGGUUUGUUUGAUCUUCUUGACAAAACCUAAAUGUUCUCAAUAUUGUUUGCUGAUCAAUAUUAAUAUGUGAAUAAAAAUGUACAUCUUUCCAUCAUUUAAAGCUAGUCAUCUCUACAGAAGUCUUUUUUUAAACCACUAAAUAAAUAUACAUAUAUUUUUGACAUCUUUUUAUAAAAUGUAUAACGUCUUGGCUGAAAAGAGUUAAAUCAAGACAGGAACAUCUCAAAUAUACUUCUUAAUGAGUAAGGAUGAGUAAAUAAUCACACAAGUGUCACUUUGGAGUCAAUUAACCAUUUAAAAGCUCUUUAGAGUCUUUGUAUUUGACCUUUGAACCACAGAACCAGUGCAAGUCUUCAUUUUUCACAUCUCAAUGUCAAAUCUAAAAACUAAAAAGUGUGUCCCUUAUUACUGUGCCAGUGCAAUUUAGCAUUUUAACCCAAGUUCAGAAGAGCUUUUCACUGCAGGUCAAGAUAAUCCAAUAAGGUCCUCAUAUUUGCUCUGCAGAAUUUAAACGCAGAUGCAGGUUAGAGCAACACGAGCCGCCGCUAACAGAUAAACAUGGCCAUAAAUCAGGAUUAAAGCCCCAUUACAGUUAGCUGAAAUGAGCACCGUUGGAGAAAGUGGGCCUAAUGUUUCUGAAAUAUAUUCUGCAAAUAUUGUUGUUUCUCUGGCUGUACUUCCUGUCCAUUAGUCAUGCGCCGCUCCUGACACUGAUGGAUGGGAUAGGCCAGUCGCCACACUGACACCACCCCAUUUCCCAGGGACGUAGACAAACACUCGGUGAGCGGCGCGUCACUCAAACCCAGAACCAGGUCGUGGACAGAGUGAGCGCUUGUUUAGUCCUGGACUUCAGGAGGUUCCCCAGUGCACAGAGAGUAUGCAGUAUAAUAACAUACUCUCCUGCCCUGAUGUCACUGCGUGGGCUCAGCCGAAAGUGAGGCGUCAGUACCGCUGAUUGCCUAAAGGUGGCAGUGUUGGCUUCUUUUUAUGCACAUAAUGCGAGAAUUGCACAUCUCUGGGCUGUGUAAUCGUUACGAAUUCAAGUCACCGUUAAUCACUGGCAGAAUGGUAAGAUUAAUUGAACACUUACUGGGCGUUUAUCGCUCCAUAGGUUUAGCUUAUCUGUUGUUUGUGUACUCGGCUAAUAGCUUUGGCCUGCCGCAUGCUUGGAGUAGAGUUAAACUGCGGGAAUUCCCAAAAGUUUAAUUCAUUUUGUGACUGGAAAUCUGUGAUCUGUACACUUUCAAAGCAGAUAAAAAGCAGCUUACUGAAAUAAAUUGAUAUGUAAUCUCUGUAUAUGCAAGUACUUGUAGAAUGGGAGAUUUUGUGUUUUUAAGAGUACUUAGUUCAUCCAAAAUGAAGAUUUUUACAUCAUUUACUCAAUCUCAUGUAAUCAGAACUCUGAUAGAGGAUCAAUUAUCAAUUGUACUGGUGGCUCUUUGUCCAUUUAAUUUCAAUAGAGGCUGCUUAAAUGAGUUUCAUGAUUCAAAAAGCAUCAUAAAGGUUAUCUAUACAACUGUUUAUAUAUAAUUUUUAUAUUUAUCUCUAUUUUUGUGUUCACAAGAGAUGUAGUGGUGCCCACUUUUUCAACAUUUUUUUUAAAGUCAUCUUGGUUAUAUCAAAUUGCACAGAUUUAUUUCUCAAAUUCGAUCUCAAAUUAUGAGAUUUUAAUAUCAUAACAAGGAAAUAACUGCUUAAAUUUCUUUCUUUUCCAUACACAAAUCUAUCAAGAAGACUAGCAAUUAAUUAGGUGAUUAUAUGAUGAUUACUUUUGUCUUGUAUUUUUAUUUUUUGCAUGCGUUCCAUUCCCUGUAGCAUGGGAAAGAGCAACCAGAAUAAUUGUACCACAAAAGAGAGCAUUUGUUAGAGGUACAGGUUUGGAUGAACAAAAGAACUGAGUAAAGGAUGGUCAAAUUUAUUUUACGGGUGGAAUUUUUAUUUAAUUGGUUAAUAUAAUGAGUAAUACCUUGAUAUUUGUCAUUUCAGUCUCAGUGAAACUUAAUUCUAUGAAACAACAGAUAUGCUAAACUUAAACACCUGAACUAGUUAGCUACUUAGUUUAAAAUUAAAUAUAGACAAAACAAACGGUUCCCAACAUUUCUAGAGUGUAGUUCUACGAGUUGCAUGGAAAAUAAAUGUGUAAUCAGCUUGAGAAACACUGCUCAAGAUUUCAGUGCCUUAUGUCCCAUUUUGAAAGGGGUAGUUCACUUAGAAAUGCAGGUUCUGUCAUUAUUUACUCAUCCUGCAUCAAACCUAUAUUUUGAAUAAUAUUGGUAACCAAACAUUUUUGACUUUGAUAUUUAUCAUAAAAUAUUUACAUUCACCCCAAACUAAAUACAGUCAAAGGCCCAACCGUUAGCUUUUUCCAUAUUUAACCCAAAUUUGGGUUGAAAUAAAGCAACUUUUUUCUUUUUGAGUGUACGUGUAAGGAAAUAUGAGCAUGAGUAACUUCUGAUUCUUUAACCAUCAUCUUCAAUCAGUCAAAUGCCCAUAUGUGCAUAGUUUCACACAAAUACUUUGCACUGUGUAAAAUUUCCUUCAGUUUCAUGAGAAUGCCGCUUGGACUUGGAAGUGAGCGUUUGUGGUGGAAGAACGUUCCUGCUGGAGUUUGUUUUUGUUUGAAGUCUAAUCUGCCCUGGCUCUGAUUAAUGAGCCUGAGAGUGGAGUGACAGCCUGCCGCGGAGAGGAGCACUGCGCUACCAGGUUUAUUUGUACCUAGGGCUGAUGGGAAGGAUGGGGGGGGGGUCUCGUGUGCUUGACUCAGGGACGGGGUGCUGACUGAAGAACCCUGACCCCAACACACUACCACCAACAGCUUGGCUGUGUCAACCCACACACACAAACACACACACAGACAGUUGGUGGGUGGAGCUGCACCACAACACAUAAAUAUGCGGGUGCUUGUUUCUUUAAAGUGUACAGUUAUUCAUGUUAUGACCAUGUUGACAUUGACAUUUUGAUAUUUGAGCACAUUUAUAAAUGUUAAUCUUUCAUAAGUUACACUUUAUCAGCAUUGAUCAUCUUAAUGACUUAAUGAACAUUUACUUAUGAUUUGUUCCAAACCUGUUUGAAGUCUUCUGUUAAACACAAAAACUAUUUCGAAAACCAGUAGCCAUUGAAAUUCAUAAGAGAAUACUAUGGAAUGCAAUGGUUCAGAAUAACUGUGUUCAGCUGAAGAAAGAAACCAGUUAAAGGCGAGUAAGUGAUGACUGUAUUUUCAUUUUAAGAGAUCUCUUUAAAUGCUGAUAAAAAUGACACACAACCUGCAGGCCAUCUUAAGACAGCAGCUCCAAUCCCCUCAAGCGCACACACGGGUCAGGGUUCAGUUUUCAAGGACCCAGCUAAUGAUGACUUGCACUAAAACCCAAAAGUGGAGAGGGCGAGUCUGAUGUCACUUGGCGUCAUAUUUAUAUCUGUAAAAAGAGAAGCCUGAUUUGGCAUUAAGCCAUGCACGGUGUAAUUUAUAGAUGUGUGUGAUGAAAUAUACAAAUUUACAGUUGCACCAUUAAAAUAAUGAAGGAUUCUCUUCUC